AAUUCUGUGGAUAAGAAGGCAAUUGUUUCAACUCAGAUAAUCUUUUGUCUUAAAGAAAAGAAUAAAGGAAAAACCGGUUCUAAUCAGUGGUUUUUUAAUGCCUUUUGUCCAACCCUUAACCCGCAAAUAUGCGUUCUCAUUGAAGUUGGUGUUAGACCAGGUGUUUGUGGUAAAUUAGAUGCUACGAAUAAUAGAAGUUGGACCAAAUCAUUAAACCCGGUCGUUGGCGCCCAGCUUUUUGAAAAUAAGAUAUAUAAUACCAUAAAUAAACCAUUUGAAUCAAUCUUUGGAUAUAUUCCCUCUUUGCCUAAAGGUUUCUCGGCAUAUCGGUAUUCUGCACUUAGGAACAUUACAAAUGAUAUUGAAGAUGCAUCAAAAAAUAAUAAUAUUCUCACUAAUAAUGAUUACCUUGCUAAGAAUAAUGUUCUUUGUUUUGAAUUGAUUUCUAAAUACAACUCUUCUUGGAUAUUAUAUUAUGAACAUUUAUCAAAAGCUGAAGUUGAUAUACCUGAAAAUUUGCCUGAAAUGAUUCAGCAAAAU
Cetraspora pellucida is the source of this 540-nucleotide messenger RNA. Lineage: Eukaryota; Fungi; Glomeromycota; Glomeromycetes; Diversisporales; Gigasporaceae. The record is from the annotation of a GenBank genome assembly.